Messenger RNA from Coregonus clupeaformis (lake whitefish), 1789 nucleotides. Its product is annotated as uracil phosphoribosyltransferase homolog. The record is from RefSeq and is a predicted model, not a curated record. Bases 320 to 1153 code for a protein of 277 amino acids. NCBI's taxonomy places the organism in Eukaryota, Metazoa, Chordata, Actinopteri, Salmoniformes, Salmonidae. The transcript has 7 exons.
UGUAGAUUUAUACUAGCAGAGAUCUGUUUAUAAUGACGAGAUGAUCAUGUCUCCACCCUAACAAUGAGAGUCGUUGUCAAAAGCGGGAAGGCAGGCGACAAGGUCCAAAAUAAGCACAUAGAAACGCUAUGGGCUUCUAUUGAACAGAUUUAGGCGAUAGUGAACCGUCUCGCUUUGCUUCUUCCUCUCUGAUUUUUGCUGCCGCCACCCAAUGGCCGCCACCCAGAAUCAGAGAAGACAAAAAUGUCCAGCAUCACAUUUAGCUAUAUGAAUAGCAAAACUACAUAGAGCCUAAACUAUUUAGCGUUUUCUUAAUUCUAUGGAAACGUAUUUUGAGAACGGAAUUGGUACGGAAAUCAAAAUGCCUUGUCAAAAUCAGCAGCUGAACAACAAUGACAGACAAGAACACGCGGCAAUGAGCGGCACCAAGCAGGUUCGGUUUGCUAGCUGCGGAAACAGCGUCCUGCCAGAGUCGAAUAGAGAUGCAGAAGUCCCCGAAACUUGUGAAAAUGUGUUUAACAGUGAACUACAGAGGCAGAUCGGAUCGCAAUUAAAACUGCUUCCUUUGAAUGACCAAAUACGAGAAUUACAGACCAUCAUUAGAGACAAGUCUACUAGCAGGGGAGAUUUUGUAUUUUGUGCAGAUAGAUUGAUCAGACUAGUGGUUGAAGAGGGACUCAAUCAGCUGCCAUACAGCGAGUGUACGGUGACCACUCCUACAGGGCAUAAAUAUGAUGGCGUCAAGUUUGAAAAAGGCAACUGCGGUGUCAGUAUUAUGAGAAGUGGCGAGGCCAUGGAGCAGGGCCUCAGAGACUGCUGCCGGUCCAUCCGUAUCGGUAAGAUCCUAAUCCAGAGUGACGAGGACACCCAGAAGGCCAAAGUCUACUACGCCAAGUUCCCCCCAGACAUCAGCAGGAGGAAAGUCCUCCUCAUGUACCCCAUUCUCAGUACAGGUAAUACAGUGAUUGAGGCUGUGAGAGUUCUGACUGAACAUGGUCUCCAGCCCAAACAUAUCAUCCUCCUGAGUCUCUUCUCCACCCCUCACGGUGCCAAAUCCAUCAUUCAAGAAUUCCCAGAAAUCACCAUACUGACCACCGAGGUGCACCCUGUGGCUCCCACACACUUUGGCCAGAGGUACUUUGGGACAGACUAGUCAGCCCUCCAGGGCCAUUCAAUGGGACACCAUACUAUGAGAACCAACCAUUGAAUGGUCCCUCUCUCGGUUAAAUGCGGAAGACACAUUUCAGUUGAAUGCAUUCAGUUGUACAACUGACUAGGUAUCCCGCUUUCCAUUUUCCUCUCUGUCUGAUGUCAGUUUGUCCACUUAUUUCAAAAGGAGUUGUUACCCUGCUGAAGAAUGUUGCUUUGCUGUGUACGCCGCCUUAACCUGUACUCCUCAGUCUGACAAAAACAAUGCAAAUAUUUUCCUGGAAACAGAAAAAGCACAUUCCAUGCAGGUCUUUUAGGAACUAGUCUAGCGAGCUUGCAUGUACUGCUGCCAUUUUAUUUAUUCAGUUAUGGUAAUUCAUUAUAUGUUGUUUUUCCUCAUUUAGAAAGUCUAAAUAAUUCAAAUAAAUUUUUUCUAUGUAUUCUAUUCAGAGUAUGUGAGCGUAGUUGAGCGGUCGGAAAUCCUGCUCACCGCUCCGGCGCUCCACGGCCUUUCCAGCCGCUCCACUAAAAACCGCUCCGCGCUCACAAAAACAAAUAAAUGCCGCUCCAAAUUCGCUCCAUUCAUUAAAAUCACCAUUUAACCAACACCCAUCUAUUCUUUGGACUACCUGGACCUACC